AUGAAAUACCUCUUCCUUUGUGCUGUCAUCCUCCUACCUGAGGGUCUUGCUUUUCCAACACAACUUAAACUAGAAUCUUGGAGCAACAUAGACUUUGAGAAAGUUAAGGCAUAUCUUGAUAAAUUCUUUCCACUUGUUACAAAAACACAAAGCCUAACCCUAGAAGAUAGGAUUAAAGAAAUGCAGAGGUUUUUCCACCUGACUGUAACUGGAAAAUUAAAUGCAGAAACAGAAGAAACCAUGAAAAAGCCCAGAUGUGGAGUCCCCGAUACAGCAGGUUACGCAACAUUUCCUGGAAACCCAAGAUGGGGAAAGACACAUUUGACUUACAAGAUUGUCAAUUAUACACCUGAUCUACCCCAAAAGAAAGUGGAUGAUGCAAUUAGAAGGGCUUUUAAGGUAUGGAGUGAUGUGACUCCACUGCAGUUCCACAGAGUAUAUGACAGACAUGCAGACAUUGUGAUUGGAUUUGGACGUCGUG
Messenger RNA from Pterocles gutturalis (yellow-throated sandgrouse), 481 nucleotides. Its product is annotated as matrilysin-like. Gene Ontology annotation, molecular function: zinc ion binding; metalloendopeptidase activity. Lineage: Eukaryota; Metazoa; Chordata; Aves; Pterocliformes; Pteroclidae. Gene Ontology annotation, biological process: proteolysis; extracellular matrix organization; collagen catabolic process. Gene Ontology annotation, cellular component: extracellular matrix. The transcript has 3 exons. The annotation marks the transcript as partial. The record is from RefSeq and is a predicted model, not a curated record.